UAUCGCCAGUUAAUAGCCCCAGCCAGCCAGCCAGCCUCCUCUGCCUGUCAGCGGGAUGAUCGCACCAUGUACCGGGACCCCGUUCCUUCCCAGCGGAGCCGCGUCGUGAUGACUGUCCGCGGGCACAGCUGCAGCCCGGUGACGCUUCACAUUUCCUCCGUCCAGUAGCUGAUUUCUCCGGCGCGUCGGCGCGGUGUGGAGCCGGAGCCUUGGCGCACGCAUCCACGCUCUCACGCACUCACAGGCUGCCUCUGUGGCGCGCACUUUGCUCCGACACAUUCUUUCGAGACUUCUCCGAUCUCGGUCCUUUCUUACCUUCUGGGGGAUUUUGAAAACUUGAGCGACUUUACCGUCGCAGGCAGAGAACAAAAGGCGAGCGGACGGACAGCGUCGGUGCGGUGAAUGUAGUCUGCAGCGGGGCGCACAUUGGUGCUGCUGGACCGGCCGAGGACGCACCAAGUCCCGUCCCACUUCCCCGUUUCACCCCCGGUGUCCCGAACACGGCCAACAUGAUUGUCCUCGGGAUUGUGUUUGCUCUUUUCUUCUCAGGUGUGUUGCCAGCCUCAGCACCGGUCUUCCCCUUCCCUCCCUCCCCCACUGACUGUGUUGAAGCCCAUCGAGUGUGCUCCGCCGACCUCCGCUGUGAGGCAUUGUACCGGGGCCUGGAGCGGUGUGCGGACCAAGCAGAGGUGUCCCUGCUGGGGGAGCAGGCGGCUGCAGAGUGCCUGGAGAGACAGGACGCUUUGCUGAAUAAACACCCCGCUCUCCUGGCCUGCAAGUGCCAGCGUGGCUUCCGCAAGGAGGAGCAGUGCCUGCGCGUAUACUGGAGGGUUCGCCUGCUGCCAGGGGAGGACGAGCUGGAAAUGUCUCCCUAUGACGACACAAUGAUGGAUACUCGCAUGGCUUCCUUAGUGGCAGCCUCAUCUUACAUGCAGCUGGAUGGUGAGAACCAGUGUCUGAAGGCGGCACAGGACUGCGGCCUGUACGAGAAGUGUGGCUCUCUGCGAUCAGAGUACGUGCUGGCCUGCACCAAACGGGCUCCCGGGACCAACCGGUGCAACCAGCACAAGUGCCACCGGGCCCUGCGGCGCUUUCUGGAGCGGGUGCCUGAGGAGUACAGCCUGGGAGUCCUGUUCUGCCCCUGCACCAACACCCUGUGUGGGGAGAGGAGGAGGAAAACCAUCGUCCCAUCCUGCUCCUACCAGGAGAUGGAGGGGCUGCAACCCAACUGCCUCCACCAGCAGAGCUUCUGCCGCCGGGACGACCUCUGCAGGUCCAGACUGGCUGAUUUCCUCAAUAACUGCCAGCCGUCGUCUGUGACGGUCAGCGGCUGCCUGAAAGACUCAGCAGGCCUGUGCCUCCGAGCCUAUGCUGGACUCAUCGGUACCAUCAUGACACCCAACUACAUCAGCAACGGCUCUGCAGACGUGUCCCUGUGGUGUAACUGUGAAGGCAGCGGCAACCAGUGGCAGGACUGUCUGAGACUGCAGCGCAUGUUCACUCACAACAGCUGCCUGCGUAACUCUAUCAGCUGGAUGGGGAGCCCCGGCUCCCUGCCGGCAGACAUCACCCCCCCCCCUGCUCCCAGGCCCUCCCCGCUGGUUCAGGAGAAUGAGCUGCUGAGCAACAACCACCUGCCUGAACACAACAACAUUCUGGUGGAGAGUGAGGAAGAGGAGGAACUGACCCAGACAGAGGAGGAGGGGGAUGAGGGGGGCCAGUUUGACGUCAUCCCGCUGUACUCGGAGAGGGCCACCGUCUCCAACCUGGGCUCCCCGGGGACAGCCGGGGCUGCAUCCGUAAACGCCGGCACUCCUAACGCCGUACUACUGCUCCUGCUUCUGUUGGCCUCGCUCAGCUGGGGCUAGAACCCAGGACGUAAAGAAGACACACACACACACACACACACACACACACACACACACACACACACACACACACACACACACACACACACGUUCACAUUCACGUAUGAUGGACCUGCCAACAAUCCUGGACUGAUCGCUGUAAAAUCAUAGGACACAUAGUGAAGAAACGGACUUCACAUUUUGUCAGUAGCAUCCUCUUGAUUCCACACGUCUGUCCUUGCUUCCUUCCUUUCCUCUUUUGAAAAUGGCACUUUGUACAGCAUAAUGUGAUUGCAGCUGCAGCGGUGUAUUAACAAAAGGCCUAGUCGUGGUAGGUGUCAUAUGCAGCCAUCCACCAAUGAGCAUAACGUAGCAGCUCCUGUCAUAGGCUCAAAACAAUGUUCAUUUGCGUGGCUUGCUCAGUUGUUAGCAGACAGACAAACAGGCCAAGGUGUGUUAGCAGGGUGAUAUAUUGGCUUGUCAUAUCAUACACAUAUUAACUGCUGCAGCUGAGUAGAAAAAAGAAACUGCUCACAUCAGCCUCCUAAUCAUCAGAAGUGAAUAUAUAUUUCUGACAGCAAUGAUAUCUCCCAAAGAAACAAACUGGUGCCAAAAUGGCUGCAAUUGCUGACAAUUCAACACAAUAGAACACAUAAUAUUAAACCCAAUGCAAGUAUUAAAAAAAGAGCUGCAUAGCUUGCACAGUUAAUGUGUGGUUUAACUUGAUAGCAAAAGGCUACAAAAUGUACCAUAGUAACAGUAGUACAGUGCACUCGGACUUUUUUUUUUUUUAACUCAAUGACUACGUUUACAUACACAUAAUAUUCUUUUUUUUGCCCUUAAUCUAAAAUGAAAAUAUUCCAACUAAGUUGUGACAUGUCUAAUGAAAGUGAAUAUGCCACUAAUUUUCCCGUUCAUAUGCAGCUGUGGAAAAUAGGAUUUUUCAAAGUGUUCCAGCAGCAGAGGACUUUGAAACCAGCUUCUAGAAAAGGUUGGCUCAUGUUCAAAAACCUGUUGAUAUCCAGGCCUUUGAUAAAGUUUAAAAGUAGCUGUGUUUCUCCUUCUUUUCUUUUGGCGUUGCAUCUCUACCGCAAGCCCUGCAAACUGUUGGCUGAUUGGUUUGUGUACAGUAACCAUAGCAACGCACAGAGCUCACCAUGAGCUGUAAACAGGCAAGAUGUCGUAAACUGUCAUAAACUGCAGUAAAAACCCUGACUGAGACACAGAUUCUGAAUGCGCUGUAUACAUGUCCAAAGAAUGCUUCUAAAACCAGAAUAAUUCCGACAGAUCUUAAUCUUAAUCAGAAAAUGCUAUAUUCAGAAAAAGGCCUUAUUCUGAAUAUCCAAACAGAAUAUGCUGUUUACAUGACCUGAAUCAAAUUCGGAAUAUUAUUAGAAAUAUUAGUGUGGAUGUAAAUUUACUCAUUGAUGGAUGAUGAUUUGUCCCACUGGUUGCAACUAACCUGUCUCUGGGUCAAGCUAACAAUGACUGAAGGGGGAAUGGGCAUUGAUAUAUGAUGCAUCAGUUUAACUUCAUCACGGUGAUGAAUGGAGUGAUGCUGCCAUCCCUGUUCUACAGCCAUGGCCAAUGACAAAUCACACACUCGUCUCUCAUUGUUUAAUGAACAUCAAGUGCCAAGUGGGUGAUGUGUGUGUGUGUUUGUGCGCGCGUGCAGGGAUCAGGCAGAGAGACUGCAGAGAAAAUUGGGUAAAGCUUUUUGUUAUAAUUUGAGUUCCCAACAACGUCAGCAUAGCCACACACACACACACACACACACACACACACACACACACGCACACAAAUACACACCCACACAUUUGCACUCAUACUUCCUGCCAUAUAUUGAGCCGAUGCAGCUCUUUCUUGCUUUAUUGCUCUAUCCCCGUCCCUAUCUCCCUCCCCGGUGACUCGGGCUCGGGACCCGAGCUGCCACAGGCAGCGAUAUGAAUAAAGCCGUCAUAAUAAAAACAAUACACCAGAAACAAUAUGAGCUCUAAAACGGCAGAACAAAUCAAAUAGCUCCCCAGCAGGCGAAAAAACACGCAAGCUACUUCUUACACCGAGACAAAGAGACAAAAUGAAGAGACUUCGAUAAGGAGUGGGAGAGAGAGAUGAAUUGAAGUGAAAUUAGGUAAAAGAAUAAGGCCAAGUCCCCGUGUGGUCUUUGUGUGUUUGAUGUUUUACUUGUUUUUAGCACGGAGGCUGAUAAUCAGUCCCUGACAACAUCUCUUUAUCAUCUGACAGGCUCCUUGGGGGAAGGAGUGUGUGUGUGUGUGUAUGUGUGUGUGUGUGUGUGUGUGUGUGUGUGUGUGUGUGUCUGUGUGUGUGUGUGUGUGUGUGUGUGUGUUGGGUAUCAGGCAGUGAUAGAAAUAGUGCGCUAUAGUGAGAAGAGAAAAGACCCUGGAGCACAAACAGCAGAGAGAAUCACCGGCUCUGAUUCUCUGUGUCUUAUAAAUCUUGUGCUGACACUAAUUUUUUUUCUUUCUCUUUCCUAUUUCUUGGAAUUUGGAAAAUCAACUUCCAUGUAGAGGGGCGCCUGUGAUGGUGGAGGGCAAGAGACAGAGGAGGGAAACGAUGAGAGAGAGAGAGAGAGAGAGAGAGAGAGAGAGAGAGAGGGAAUGGAAAAGAAAGCAUGAUGAGAUGAUAGGAGACCAAAAGAGGAAACAAAUAGGAGGGAGACGAAGAAAAAAGAAGCGAGGAAGCAUGAAGGACGUCAAAGUAGGACAUAGAUAUAUGAGAAAGCUGCAAGGAGAAGAUGAUGAAAGAACAGGAAGAAGGAAAGGACAGAGACAGAAAAGAGGCCGAACCAAAGGAUGAAAAAACAAAAGAGAGGAAAGAGAGGGAUGGAAAGAGGAAGGAAGGAAGGAGAGGAGAGGGAAAAGUAGAGGAGGGGCAGAAGAGAGGCAGAAACAAAAGAGAAAUAAGAGAAAAUGACGAAUUCAUGGGAGGAAACCAAGAGAAAUUGAGGGGAAUGAAAGGAUGAAAGAAGGAUAAAUGAAGAGCAGAGAGAAAGAGGAGGAAAAUGAGAAAUAGAAAAAAAGGAGAGGAAAAGGUUUUCUUUGAAGCCACGGAGGAAACAAACUGCAGAGAGAGAGAGAGAGAGGUGACAGGUGUGCAGUGUACUAUGACCUCUCUUUCUCUUUUCCUCUGUCACACACACACACACACACACACACACACACACCCAUCUGACAAAGCGUCACUCAGUGAAACACACUUCUUUGAACAUUUGGCAGUAAAUACUGAUGUUCUGUGAGGAGGAGUUUUAACUAAGCAACAAACAGCAACCAGGCACUGCAGUCUAACACCAGAUACUGAUUACAAUGAAAUGUUCAUUCAUAGCAAUGACAUAGUCAAACAUCUCUGUUUCUCACUCACUAAGCUUUACAGAGAGCGCUCCUGCACACAAGAGACACAUCGAGCACCUUCAAAUAUCCGACCGAAGUCAUUUGCUCUCUUAUGUAAUGGAUAAAUUGAAAUUCUAUAUGUAUCGCUUGAUGUUCAGACCAGAACUAACAGUGAGUGUAUCUCAUAACAAGUGUUGUGUGUGUAUCAUAAACACACAUCAGUGUGUCUUUGCAUUCACAUGUUCCUUCCUCACCAUGAACACACACUCAGCCAGGCUGUUCUCAUGAGCCAUUCCUGCAUAGAGCUACCAAAAGUAAUGCACUGUAAUGUGUAUGUAAUCAAUUUAUUUAUUCCUGUCUGCCCCACUUUGACUGCCGCUGUAAGGCAGAGACUGCUAGUGGCCAUACUACUUAUGACCGGAGAGCGAAAAACCUGCAAGGAGGAGGUCAGGGGGGUGGUCUGAGUCCUAAAACACAGGACGUUCAAUAGUGGGGUGGAGUAUGUGUCCCGGGAGUACUACAGUACUUAAAGGGUAAUUUCGGUUGAUCAUUGUGAGAUCAAUGUUGUUGUCAGAACACUUUUAAUUACAAUCUGAGCCAGUCGGUGG
This is a messenger RNA of Sander lucioperca (pikeperch), 5802 nucleotides long. It is a transcript of the gene gfra3, whose product is annotated as GDNF family receptor alpha 3. Gene Ontology annotation, cellular component: signaling receptor complex; external side of plasma membrane. Gene Ontology annotation, biological process: nervous system development. Gene Ontology annotation, molecular function: signaling receptor activity. Lineage: Eukaryota; Metazoa; Chordata; Actinopteri; Perciformes; Percidae. The transcript has 8 exons. The coding region runs from base 510 to 1868 and encodes 452 amino acids. The record is from RefSeq and is a predicted model, not a curated record.